Messenger RNA from Triticum aestivum (bread wheat), 1797 nucleotides. RefSeq names its product probable choline kinase 2. Gene Ontology annotation, cellular component: cytoplasm. The transcript has 6 exons. The record is from RefSeq and is a predicted model, not a curated record. Bases 212 to 1369 code for a protein of 385 amino acids. Lineage: Eukaryota; Viridiplantae; Streptophyta; Magnoliopsida; Poales; Poaceae. Gene Ontology annotation, biological process: phosphatidylcholine biosynthetic process; phosphatidylethanolamine biosynthetic process. Gene Ontology annotation, molecular function: choline kinase activity; ethanolamine kinase activity.
CAUAAACCAUCCCAAAACACGCCGGACAGAGCAAAACCUCCCUCCCUGUUACUUGCAGCUGCAACGCUUUGCCUAGUUCUUUAUAUCCAAUCUCGCUUCACCAAGAACAAGAAAGAAUACCCAAAUCAGAAAAAGAAACAGAAAGAUCAACCGUAAGCGCCGGAUUGUCCAUUUCCGCUCCAGAAGAGAGCAGAAGGCGUGAUUAGCGAGAAUGGUGGCGAUCGAGAACCAAAGCCAGGCCCAGAGGCCGGCGGAGUCCGCGAGGAUCCCCAAGGAGGCGCGGCGGCUCCUGCACAACCUGGCGGCGGCGUGGCCGAACGUGGCGGACUGCCGCGCGCUGGAGGUGGUGCCGCUCAAGGGCGCCAUGACCAACGAGGUGUACCAGGUGCGCUGGCUCACCGCCCCGGCCGGCGGCGAGGCGGGCGCGGGGGCGCUCAAGGAGAGGGAGGUGAGGAAGGUGCUCGUGCGGAUUUACGGCGACGGCGUCGACCUCUUCUUCGACCGCGACGACGAGCUGCGCACCUUCGAGUGCAUGUCCCGCCACGGCCAGGGCCCCCGCCUCCUCGGCCGCUUCCCCAACGGCCGCAUCGAGGAGUUUAUCCACGCACGGACGCUGUCGGCUCCCGAUAUGCGCGAUCCUGAAAUUUCAGCUCUGGUGGCUACAAAACUGAGGGAAUUCCACAACCUUGACAUGCCUGGUCCCAAGCAUGUGCUCCUCUGGGACAGACUGAAGAACUGGCUCAAAACUGCCAAGAACCUGUGCCCAACCGAUCAGGCCAACGAACUACGCUUGGAUUGCCUGGAGGACGAGAUCGCUUCGCUGGAGAAAGAAUUCUCAGGGGAUUACCACCACUGGAUUGGUUUCUGCCACAAUGAUCUACAGUAUGGCAACAUCAUGAUGGAUGAGGAGACCAACAUGCUGACCAUCAUUGACUAUGAGUAUGCAAGCUUCAACCCAGUUGCAUAUGACAUCGCUAACCAUUUCUGCGAGAUGGCGGCAGACUACCAUUCGGAAAAGCCUCAUAUACUGGACUACAGUAAAUAUCCAGAUAUCGAUGAGCAGAGGCGUUUCGUGAAGACUUACCUGAGCACUUCUCGUGAGUACAAAACCCAAUUAUCUUGGUUCGAUUGUCCGACGAUUCCUUUCGUGCUAAUACAGCUUUGUUGGGCAGGCGAGGAACCUGAAGCGGAGGAGGUGGAGAAUCUGCUCCGGAGCGUGGAGAAGUACACGCUCGCGAGUCAUCUGGUUUGGGGACUCUGGGGAAUAAUAUCGGAUCGUGUCAACGACAUCGACUUCGAUUACCAGGAGUACGCAAGGCAGAGAUUUGAGCAGUACUGGCAGAAGAAGCCUGCCGUCCUAACCUCAUGAAUAGCUGUACCUAUGGCUUCAGGAACUCCCUGAGGGCCUGUGCUGCUGCACACAAACUGUGCAGUGUUACUAACACACAUAUCCCCUGGCUGGGAUAAUGACAGGAAGGAUAUGAGAGAAGCAUACUAUUACAAGGAAGCAUAAGCCCGUUCCAGGGUCAGACGUUCCCAUUUCGAACCUUGACAAGGUCCAGCUUCAGGAAGGAAGCUGUCUAUGGGGGCUUUGGUUGAUUGUUUAUAGGUAUAGCCUCGACGGCUCGACGCAACGAUGAUAAAGCUUGGAGUUGCAUUUUGUAUGUUGUUUCCCUAAGCACAGCUGGUGGUGUUCGUGUGAUUUUGUGCUAGUAAUGUAUGUAUACUUGACGGACAAAGUAUGUACUAUAAGACAUCUCGUGAAAGAAGUAUGAGUAUGUAUGAGAUCCUGAUUAA